Microplitis demolitor is the source of this 844-nucleotide messenger RNA. RefSeq lists its product as uncharacterized. The coding region runs from base 290 to 820 and encodes 176 amino acids. Gene Ontology annotation, molecular function: protein binding. The transcript has a single exon. The record is from RefSeq and is marked provisional. Lineage: Eukaryota; Metazoa; Arthropoda; Insecta; Hymenoptera; Braconidae.
CAAGGGGCUGCUCUGCCCACCCUCCCCUAUAAGAAUUUAUUUUUACAACUCUUGGCUGUGAUUAAUCUGUUAUAAUAUGUUAUAUCGGCUAUAUAUUUGUCUUUUUAUGAGUAACUAACAAAUCUCAGAUCGAAAGCAUAUAUGAAAGCUUAAAAACAUCGGGAUAAUAAGAAAAAUAAUCAAAUGUAUGAUAUUUGUUUUUAUAAAUAAUUUUAGGAUUAUCAGUUACGGUUGGCUCUCAUAAGAUUGCAGACGGUUUUCUAGUUCGCAAGUGUGCAACAAAGUAGCGAUGGCGGAGAAUGAACAUUUUCGGAAUGGUAUAGACUACGUAGAAUUAGUCAACCAAGAAGGACAUACUUUCCACUAUAUCUGCCGCGCGGGGAAUAUGAACGAGCUGGUGGAUAUGGCGCCUGUCAUUCUUCGAAACCUAGAUCUAUUGUUCCAGUACGAUCACGAGGGAAGACAGUGUACUCAUAUUGCUGCGGAGUACGACGUUUCUAAUGCCGUGAUGAAAAUUGAACUACUGGUGAUGUUGGGUGCAGAUAUAAAUUCACGGGAACUGAAGUUUGGUAAUACGUUGCUUCACAUUGCUGCAGGUACUGAAAAUUACCAAUUGGCCGAAUGGCUGUGUAAGAAACCCGGUGUUGAACUUGGAGCGAUAAACUUCCUUUACAAAACGGCCUAUCAUAUUGCAUAUGAACGUCAGAAUGCAAGAAUGAUGGAGAUUUUGAGGGUCAACGGCGCAGUUUGUGACGAUCCUAUCGAUAUUGACGAAUCUGACGAAACUUCAAGUGAAAGUAAUGAAGGCAUAUCAAUUUAAUUUUUGUAAGUGUUAAAUGCUCAG